Gambusia affinis (western mosquitofish) is the source of this 5095-nucleotide messenger RNA. It is a transcript of the gene ube3a, whose product is annotated as ubiquitin protein ligase E3A. The record is from RefSeq and is a predicted model, not a curated record. The coding region runs from base 1338 to 3803 and encodes 821 amino acids. Gene Ontology annotation, molecular function: ubiquitin protein ligase activity. The transcript has 13 exons. Gene Ontology annotation, biological process: protein polyubiquitination. NCBI's taxonomy places the organism in Eukaryota, Metazoa, Chordata, Actinopteri, Cyprinodontiformes, Poeciliidae.
UUUCGUCACUCCUCACAGUCGUGUAUGUGGCGCGUGAAAGUGAGAGGAGCGAGCUUACAUGACGUUUGACAGCCUCGCGCUGCAUGCCGGGAUACAGCUCGUUCUUGUUUACAAGAUGACAGUGAAAACCGCUACACUCCGACUUAAACACGGAACAUAAGUCCUCUUUCUGACGCUGGCGCACCCGAGCCGUGAACACGCGUGCAAAAAACACAAGUAAUUUUCUUGAGACGGAGCCACUGAAACGCGAGCACACGGAGCUGUCAGUCUGUCACACGAGAGAUUUUUUUCGAGAUUAGUUUUUUUUUUUUUUUUUUUUUGCACAGUCACUGACAUACGCUCAGCUAUCUGUCAAAUCACAGGUUUGCGUCGCUGGAAUAGAAGUGCCUGUAAUAGAAACAAAGCUGUACUUCCUUUUAAAGUGUGGCAGGCUGCUGUUCACCAGCUCUAAAGGUUAACAGCUCAUUUAUAACCAGGAUUUUACACCUAGGCCUCCAUCACUCUGGAACAGCGUAGAUCUGGACUCAUCAAGACCACAUGAGCUCCUUCCAUUGAGCCAGACUCCAACCACAUUUGCUCCUUCAAGACGAUGGUUCCCCGCUUUCCUUCCAGUUUUUAGCAGGGAACAGGCUAAAGUUUUAAUCAUUUCUCCAAUCUCUUUAGAUAUCUUCUCUGCUUGAUGAAGGCCAUGGAUUUAAACCCUUUCCCAUAAACACAAGGAUGUGUCUUUCGACACAGUUGUUUCAGAAACAAGAAGCUGCUUAUUGCAUCAGUUGGGGUUGAAUAACAUGUUGCCAGCUGACAAAUAAUCGGUCAUGCAGCAAUCGUCCCUGUAGGAGGUUCCUGUACCUGUUUGCUAAGUUAAAUCCAAGUGGAUGUUUUUGGGGGGCAGGAAGUGUAAAAAACAAAAUAAAGUCACUGCUGAUGUUUUGGGUUUUUUUGACAUUGUGUUAAACGCACACAGGUCUACAUUAUCAUUCACAUUUAAUUAGUGGGACCUGGCUGAUGCUUUCUUGUCCUCUUUGGCAGCUGAAACACUGUAAGGGCAAAAACUACUUACCCUGCACCUUUAGGGAACAUAUGGGAUAUUAAUAUGCAUCAUUAAAGGGCUAUGAAUCUUCUAUCUGCUGUAAAUAUGGCUUGUAUGGCUGCUGCUGCUCUACAGAUUAGCACAUCAAAUCUUCAGGUUUCAAUGGAGAAAAAGUAGUCAGUAAACUUAGGGGGGAGUAAAUAUAUUUUGAAAUAUGUGCAUCAAAUAAUAGGAAUUUAUACUUUUGCUCGUCAUUCUUUCAGCUGACUGUCCUCCGGCCUGUAGACAGGCGUCUGAAUCCAGCCGAAUGAACAGAGCGACUGCAAAGCGGUUAAUUGAACGCUACUUCCGACAGUUGACUGAGGGCUGUGGAAAUAGCAACUGCACCAAUGAGUUUUGUGCCUCUUGUUCUACUUCUCAACCUCUGGGCAACAACGCGGCAGCUGCUAAAGCGCUGGAACUGUUCAAGGUUAAUGCCAAACUCUGUGACUAUUACCCCUCUGUCGAGUCUGACGAAAACUCUCGGCUGAGGCGUGAGAUGAGCACCGAGGAAUUCUCAGAUGUUCACUACCUCACAGAGCACACCGUGUGUAGGAUAUUGAGUGUCUGCGAGGAAGAAGGGAACUACUCUGCUCUCGUCCACGUCGUUGGCAGGAUAUUCUCCAACGCAGACGCUCUCAUAAAGAGUUUCCGGAAGGAAGAACCAAGUGCCGCCGCCAAAACCCUCAAUUCUCUUGAAUCGAAAGACGAAGAGAAACAGAGCGAUCAGUCGUCAGAGAAGAAGCUCUCUUCCUCUGCUUCCCCGCCCGAUGAAACUCCAAACGGAAUCCCCAACUCCUUUGAGUCUUCAGUAGACAUUGACGCAGUUCGGAGGGUCUACGACAAACUCCUGUCCGUCGACCAGGUGGAGUCUGCCCUGGUGAACGCCAUAAUUUACCUCACUCCAAACGUGGAACUUGACUUGGAAUAUCUUGAUGUGUACGAAGCAAACCCAGAUUAUCUGAAUAUUUUCAUCAUAGUGAUGGAGAACAGCAACCUUCACAGCCCGGAGUACCUUGAGGUGGCGUUACCUCUGUUCUGCAAGGCGAUGAGCAAGCUGCCGCUCACCGCCCUCGCUUGCCUGUCCAAGCUGUGGUCGACGUUCGGCCUUCCGCACGUCCGCCGUAUGAUGGAGACCUUCCAGCAGCUCAUCACCUUCACAGUCGUUAGUAAUGAAUAUGGCGCGGAAAACCUGAUAAACGACGACGAGACGGUGGUGGCUGCCACCAAGUGCUUGAGGGUUGUCUUCUACGCAAGCAUCCUCGGCGGGGAGGUGGACGUCGAGCACAACGAGGAGGACGACGAAGACGGCGAGUCAGACGAACUGACGCUGCACGAGCUGCUGGGCGAAGAGCGGCUCUACAAGAAGGGCCCGCGGGUCGAACCUCUGGAGAAGGAGCUGGGCGUCCGUCCCGUAGACGGCGUCAAACCCCUCAUCCCAUUUGAGGAUUUUGUCAAUGAAUCGGUGAACGAAGUGAUUGAAAUGGACAAAGAUUUUACCUUCUUCAAAGUCAACGCGGAAACCAAGUUUUCCUUUCAGAGCUGCCCCUUCAUCCUCAGCGUCAUCACCAAGAGCCAGGGUCUGUAUUACGACAACAGGAUCCGGAUGUACAGCGAGAGGCGCCUCACCGCACUCUACAGCAUGGCGCAGGGCCAGCAGCCAAACCCCUAUUUGAAGCUCAAAGUACGCCGAGACCACAUCAUCGACGACGCCCUCAUCAGACUGGAGAUGAUUUCCAUGGAGAACCCGUCAGACCUGAAGAAGCAGCUGUAUGUUGAGUUCGAGGACGAACAAGGCGUAGACGAAGGAGGGGUGUCGAAAGAGUUCUUCCAAUUGGUUUUGGAGGAAAUCUUUAAUCUGGACAUAGGAAUGUUCACCUACGACGACGACACCAAGCUUUUCUGGUUUAACUCGUCCUCGUUGGAGAACGAAGCGCAGUACACGCUUAUUGGGAUCGUUCUGGGGCUCGCCAUUUACAACAACUGCAUCCUGGACGUUCAUUUCCCCAUGGUCGUCUACAGGAAGCUGAUGGGCAAGAAAGGGACCUUCCUGGAUCUGUCAGACUCACAUCCAGUUCUCCACCAGAGUCUGAAGGAAGUGCUGGAGUACAGCGGCAGCCUGGAGGAGGACAUGAUGCUCACCUUCCAAAUAUCGCACAUGGAUCUUUUUGGAAACCCCGUACUGUAUGACCUGAAGGAGAAGGGGGACCGGAUCCCCGUUACCAAGGAGAACAGACAGGAAUUUGUUCAUCUGUAUGCAGACUACAUCCUGAACAAAAGUGUGGAGAGCCAAUUCAAAGCCUUUAAGAAAGGUUUCCUGAUGGUCACAAACGAGUCGCCGCUCAAAUACUUGUUUAGACCGGAGGAAGUCGAGCUUCUGAUCUGUGGGAGCAGGAAACUUGACUUUGAAGCCCUUGAAAAGACAACAGAAUAUGACGGAGGCUACACUAAGGACAGUCAAAUUAUCAAAGACUUCUGGGAAACCAUCCACUCUUUCGGAGAGGAGCAGAAGCGACUUUUUCUCCAGUUCACCACAGGAACAGACAGAGCUCCAGUAGGCGGUCUCGGUAAACUAAAGAUGAUCAUCGCGAAGAACGGCUCCGAUUCAGACAGGCUACCAACCUCCCACACCUGCUUCAACGCCCUGCUGCUCCCUGAAUACUCCUCCAAGGACAAACUGAAAGAGAGACUCCUCAAGGCCAUCACUUACGCCAAAGGUUUUGGAAUGCUGUAAUGGAUUUCCAAAGAGAGUUUUCUGUCUGUGCGGGAAAGAAACAACAACAACAACAAAAAAGGGAAUGCCACCAAAAAACGACAACAAACAAAAUGCUGCAAUGAUAAUUCUGUGCCUAAUCAGUCUCUCACAGACAAACUCCACUGUUGGCCUUCCACGCUGAGCGCUCACUUGCUUUGUAACCUUGUCACUUACGUCUGCAUUAGAAAUCCCAAAAAAAGUUCAGCCUUCUCCCAUCCCCACGUGUUCUGGUCCUGAAAAGGCGAAAACCCGUUUGUGAAACUGUGAAAGUGCGCUUACGUGUAGAACAUAAAGUUUAUUUAUGAUGUUAGUUUGACUUCUGAUGCCUCUGACGUUUUUGGAAAUGUAGCAGUAUUUAGUCCUCACUGGGCCUGACGGUGCUCCUUGGCUGCGAUUGUCAGUUCAGUAGACUGAGGUGAAGAAGCCUUUUAUAUUACCUGCUCACUGAUCUUCAGUUCAUUUUAUGAUUGAAACCUCUGUGCCGUGCCUCCUGUAGCGGAAAUGGACUAAAUAUCGUUUGCUGUGAUCCUGAUGUGAUGGUGUUGGCUAAGUGUUUUAAAGGGGCAGUGUUGUGUAAAAUUGGCUUUUUGUUUUAGCUUUACAUCAUGUUAUAAUGUUACUCCCUCAUCAAAAACACACCUGGAGUGUUGCUUUUUCUUUAACGCUUGUUUGAGUAAUCCUUGAAUCUCCCAUGGCAACCGUUGUGGGUGCAUAAACACUUGUUCUCACCUAACGCCACAUUUUCCACUCCUUUCAGCUCCUCCAGACUAGUGGCAAACUACUUGCAACGCUCCUAUGGACGGCUGUAAGCAGCUUAAUGGAGAGAUGUUGUGAUGACUUCCUGAAGGCUGAGUUUCAAAAAGAACAGGAGCUUCUUAAAGAGACAGAGGCCCAAUAUCAAGGAUUUAAUUGCAAAGUCAAAGUCAUGUAUGAUAUAUGCAGCAUUUUUAUAACAACUGACAGUAACGUAGUUACUCGAUUAUGCUAUAAAAUGGCGCCAUGUGCCUGGAAAGUACAUAAUGCCGCCCCUUUAAGAUUACUUAGCAAUUGGUUUAGUGUGUGAGAUCUUUUAAAAAAGCCUCUCUUGGCUUGUUUCCUAUGAGUAACUGAUUUGCACACUUGCCAAAUGUGCAAGGCCUGUUUAAGGGAAACAGCCACAAUAAGUGUUUGAUUUGGCCAAGUAUCUCAGGUAUGUAAAGAAUUUGCAGAAAAUGUGAAAACCCUUCUGUAAACUCUCCAAUAUGCAAGGUAAAUAAAGGUGAGAAAUUGUA